Hypoxylon fragiforme is the source of this 1497-nucleotide messenger RNA. RefSeq names its product mitochondrial carrier. Gene Ontology annotation, molecular function: guanine nucleotide transmembrane transporter activity. The coding region runs from base 219 to 1124 and encodes 301 amino acids. The record is from RefSeq and is a predicted model, not a curated record. NCBI's taxonomy places the organism in Eukaryota, Fungi, Ascomycota, Sordariomycetes, Xylariales, Hypoxylaceae. The transcript has 7 exons. Gene Ontology annotation, cellular component: mitochondrion.
UUUUUUUUUUUUUUUUUUUUUUUUUUUGCGAUCAAAAUUUUGUUCUCGAGACCUUCACCCCUCUCCAAGUCCACAGCCAUUCGCAUACUCGCAGCUCCUGUUUUACCUUAGCUGUCUCCUUUGGUCCAUUUAUCUGGUAUAUUUACCUACAUUGUUUAGUAGUAUCCAUAUCUACAGCAUUCGGAAUUUACCAGAUCAUCCCACAUUCGUAAUUCACAAUGGCGCCGAUGGUAACUGGCAAAGAGCGCGAGUCUAAUCUCGCUCGGCUCCUCGGUUCAGGGUCCGCCGGUAUUUCCGAACUGGCUGUCUUUCAUCCCGUCGAUACUAUUGCAAAGCGAUUAAUGAGCAAUCAGACGAAGAUUAAGAAUGCCAGCGAGCUGAACAAGGUCAUCUUCAGGGAAACGGCAGAUGCCACCUUUGGGCGGAAAUUCUUCUCGCUCUUCCCCGGUCUUGGAUAUGCGGCAGGGUAUAAGGUCUUGCAGAGAAUAUACAAGUAUGGUGGUCAGCCAAUUGCCAGAGAUUAUCUUGCGAAACACUACGGGGGUGACUUUGAAAGUGCAUUCGGGAAGAAGACUGGCAAGGCGAUUAUGCAUUCAACUGCUGGAAGUCUGGUCGGUAUCGGCGAGAUCGUCUUACUUCCUCUAGAUGUUCUCAAGAUCAAGCGUCAAACUAACCCAGAGGCAUUCCGAGGACGAGGUGUCCUUAAGAUUGUCACGGACGAAGGUUUUGGGCUAUAUAGAGGUUGGGGAUGGACGGCGGCUCGGAAUGCCCCAGGAUCCUUCGCGCUCUUUGGUGGCUCCGCUUUCACCAAGGAAUAUCUCUUCCACUUGAAUGACUAUAAUAAGGCUUCGUGGUUCCAAAAUUUUAUCGCCUCUAUUGCCGGCGCCUCGGCAUCUCUACUUGUCUCGGCUCCCCUGGAUGUUAUCAAGACCCGUAUCCAGAAUCGAAACUUCGAGAACCCUGAGAGCGGCUUCCGAAUCUUAUCCAAUAUGGCCAAGAACGAAGGGUUGUCAAGUUUCUUCAAGGGCUUAGUACCCAAGCUCCUCAUGACGGGACCCAAGCUUGUAUUCUCCUUCUGGCUUGCCCAGACGCUCAUCCCAUUGUUCGACACGAUGAUGAAAUAGGGAGCUCUUCGAGUUGGUCAGACAACACACGAUGUGUGUUGGCUGCCUAGGUGUGUAAUGUAACGAUAGAUUCAAGGCGUCGAUGGUCCAUUGCUAUGUAUGUAUAUACGAACGAGCCGGCGUUUUCACGGGCAUGGACAAUGUCUCAUAGCACUGCGAGGGCGGGUUUCAAUCGGGUUGGACUUGUAUUAGACAUUUACGAAGACUUUCGACGGCCGGGUAGGUAAAUAGAAGGGUUCUGUUUACAUAUCUGCUACUUACCAAGGUACAUACCUACCAUAGCUAGGAUGAAAUGAAUUAAAAAAAAAACUCAACUCCAAUUAAAAUGUCCUUAGAAUUAGACGAUAUGUCCCUAAAUAUAUACAUAUACGCU